AUGAAAUUGGCUCUUCGAGGCAAAGGCAAAUUAGGUUUUGUGGAUGAAACUUGUGUCAAAAGCAUGUAUAGAGGAGAAUUAGCAGAACAGUGGGAGAAGUGUAACACUAUUGUUCUGUCAUGGAUAGGAAGCACAAUCACGACUGAAUUGAUGGCAAGUAUCGUGUAUGUGUCUAAUGCUAAGAAGGUAUGGAGUGAGUUUGAGGAGUAUUUUGAUAGAUCAAAUUUGACUAGGAUAUUUCAUUUGUGGACUGAAAUUGCUACUUUAAGACAAGGUACUGAUUCUGUCACUUCAUAUUACUCUAAGAUGAAGGAUUUUUGGGAUGAAUUAGAUGUUUUAGCUCCCCUGCCUUCUUGUGAUUGUGAGGAGUCUUUACCUUAUGUUGUGCAUUUAAGAUCACAGAGGUUGCUGCAGUUCCUUAUGGGACUUAAUGAGUCCUACAGUAAUCUAAGAAGUAAUCUGCUAGCAAGGAGACCUAUAGUAUCAGUAAAUGAAGCUUAUGCAACAGUAUCUCAGGAGGAAAGCCAAAGAUCCCUAGGUGUGGUAGAAAUGAACAAGGAUCCACUAACAAUGUUAGCAGGAAGGACACACCAAGGUUUUAAGCCUAAGAAGCCUAGUGUAAUCUGUGAGCAUUGUGGAUACAAAGGACACUUAAAGGAAAAUUGUUAUAAAAUUAUUGGUUACCCAUGGGAUUUUAAGAGCAAGAAGAAGAGCACACAAUCUGGUGGAUUCAGACCUUUUGCCAAUUCUACAGUAGCAGGAGAAAAUGUGAAUUCAUCAGAGGGACAAGGUCAUUUCUUUAUUGAACAACAAUACAAACAGAUUCUGAAUAUGCUGAAUAAGCCAACAUCAAGUGACAGUGCAGAUAACAUAACAGGUAACAUGGCAGGUAUGACCUCACUGUUAUCCAAUAAUUUUGCUUGUAAAUGGAUAAUAGAUACAUGGGCAUCACAUCAUAUCACACUAUAUAAGGAGUUACUAACUACUUUUAGAACAUUGAGAGAUCAAAAUAGUAGUAGAGUUCAAGUACCUACUGGUGGUAGAGCAGAGAUCACAAGUAUAGGAGAUGCAGUGAUUUUAGGAAGCUAUAAGCUUGAGAAUGUUCUGCAUGUCCCAGAUUUCAAGUUUAAUCUUCUUUCAGUGUCCAAGAUAACCAAACAACUUUCUUGUGUGGCUUUGUUUUUCCCUGAUUUUUGUGUGUUCCAGGGUCUCUUCAAUGGGAAGGUUCUUGGGAUUGGUAAGGAAAAGGAAGGAUUGUAUAUACUACAAGAAACAAUAAAACUUGCAGUAGGAGCAACAGUUCAUAAUGAGGACUAUGGUAGAAAGCUAUGGCAUUGGAGACUGGGGCAUCCUUUUAUUGGAGCAAUGCAACACAUUGCAGAUGUCAAGAAUAAAGUAGAUGUUGAACUAUUAGAAUGUUGUGAAAUUUAUCCCUUGGCAAAACAGAGCAGGCUAAAGUUUCCUACUAGCAAUAGUAGAUCAAGUAGUCUUUUUCAGUUGAUGCACCUAGAUGUAUGGGGUCCAUAUAGAAAACCUACGUAUGAUAAAAUGCACUACUUUGUUACCAUAGUGGAUGAUUACAACAGAUUGUCAUCAACAGUGCUGCAAGAAAAAACACCAUUUGAGUUACUGCAUGGUAAGCUACCUCAACUAUCUCUUCUAAAAGUGUUUGGCUGCCUUUGCUAUGCGAGAAGAUUGCCUAGAGGUGACAAAUUCACAUCAAGAGCUAGGAAGACUGUAUUUGUGGGAUAUUCAGAAACACAGAAAGGUUACAAGUUGUAUGAUCUUGAAGAUCAUAAAUUUUUUGUUAGCAGGGAUGUUCAGUUCAAGGAAUCACUAUUUCCUUUUAAAACUGAAACUCAAGAGGAACUAGGUGACAUUUUUCUAUUUAAAGAGACAAUAAAUACAGGUAUAAGCCAGACACAUGCAGGAGAUUCUCAUGCUCAACAUCCUACAAGUGCAGAACUAAUACCUGAACUAGGAGAAGAAAUGCUAGGAGUGAAAAGUUCAUCCAUUGAUUCACCUAAUCUCCUUGAUGCACCACCUGACAUAGAAGAUGCAGUGGAUCAACCACAGAUACAUGAAGCCCCUACAGCUGCAGUAUCUGAUCAAGCUGAGACACAACCAGUUGAGUUGACAACAGAAGCAGAUCAACACCAUGAGCAACAUGAUUCUGUUCAAGCACACACACAAGGGAGACCAAGCAGAACAAUCAGGCCUCCAAUUUGGCUUAAUGACUACAUCACUACUGUCAAGCCAAAGACACAUUGCUUCUAUCCUAUAUCCCAAUAUAUGACCUACACUCAUCUCACACCCACCUACCAAGCCUACUUGGGUUCUUUCUCUGUGCCAACAGAACCUAGAUCGUUCAAGGAGGCUUCUAAAGAUCACAAUUAG
This is a messenger RNA of Nicotiana tabacum (common tobacco), 2397 nucleotides long. NCBI's taxonomy places the organism in Eukaryota, Viridiplantae, Streptophyta, Magnoliopsida, Solanales, Solanaceae. The record is from RefSeq and is a predicted model, not a curated record.